Messenger RNA from Aspergillus terreus NIH2624, 864 nucleotides. Its product is annotated as RTA1 domain-containing protein. The record is from RefSeq and is a predicted model, not a curated record. NCBI's taxonomy places the organism in Eukaryota, Fungi, Ascomycota, Eurotiomycetes, Eurotiales, Aspergillaceae. The transcript has 3 exons. Bases 1 to 864 code for a protein of 287 amino acids. Gene Ontology annotation, cellular component: membrane.
AUGGGCGCGGGCUGGGAGUGUCUCGCAUUUGUGUUCCGUGCGCUCCUUACACGGAACCAGAGCAGCGAUGGUUACAAUACCGCCUUCAACCUCCUGUUCUACCUGGCUCCUCUAUGGAUCAACGCAUUCAUAUACAUGACUCUCGGCCGGCUGGUCUAUUUCUUCUUACCGGAUCGGCGACUGGCUGGCAUCUCUGCCACAAAAUAUGGCGUGAUCUUCAUUUGGCUAGAUGUCGUUUCCUUUAUCGUCCAGGCAGCGGGCGCUAUCAUCAGCUCGCCCACCGACGUAUCCACGCGGAUUGUCAUGAUCGGUGUGCAUAUUUACAUGGGUGGUAUUGGCCUGCAGCAGCUAUUCAUCAUCGUUUUCACCGUUCUUUGCAUCCGUCUGCACCGCCAACUGCACGUCCUCGAACAAACCCGUGGAUUUGAACUGGGGAAGGCGGAUGGAAGCUCCCGGCCGUGGAGAUGGCUCUUCUACGCAAUAUAUUUUGGCCUGGUCAUGAUUACCGUCCGGAUCAUCUUCCGUCUCUGUCAGUUCAGCCGUGGCACCGAUCCGAAUAACCCGGUUUUGACGCAUGAGUUCUACGAAUAUGUCUUUGAUGCGGUCCCUAUGCUACUUGCGUUGGUUGCACUCAAUCUGAUCCACCCUGGUAUGGUUCUGCGGGGACCGGAUUCGGAAUUUCCACGCAUCAGUCGCAAGGAAAAGAAGCGUCUCAGGAGGGAGAAGAAAGAGAGAAAGAAACAGGCAAAGUUGAGUGGAUCUGAUGGUUCUCAUGGCGUUGGAUUUGAGUCACUCUCUAUCCAAGAGAGUGGAGCGUGGGAAGAUCGGGGUACUCUGGGAGGGUCGCGGAGUGUGGUUGUUUAG